Molecule: messenger RNA, 1475 nt
Organism: Ilex paraguariensis (yerba mate)
Lineage: Eukaryota; Viridiplantae; Streptophyta; Magnoliopsida; Aquifoliales; Aquifoliaceae
Source: the annotation of a GenBank genome assembly
AGUGAAAUGGCGAAGAAAAAGAAGAGAGACGACUCGGAAGCACAAACGAAAACACGAGCACAUGAUGCAGGAGAGGAUAUCAGAGCAGCAACCGAGUUGGAGCUUGCCAACGGAGGAGACUCUCACGAGAAGAGAAAGAAGAAGAAAAAGAAGAGAGAGAAGGAGCAAAACAAUAAUAUCGAACCAAAUGAGUUACCCACAGUCAGCAUUGCCUUGCCCGGUUCGAUAAUCGACAACGCCCAGUCUCUGGAACUGGCCACCCGAUUGGCUGGUCAGAUUGCCCGCGCCGUAACCAUUUUCCGAAUAGAUGAGGUUGUUGUAUUUGACAACAAGGGCACAUCAGUGGAUGAUCCUAGUGUUCCAAUGGUGGACAAUUCAGAUGAGGAUGAAAGUGGUGCAGCUUUUCUCAUAAGGAUCUUGAGGUACCUUGAGACGCCACAGUAUCUGAGGAAGGCUCUUUUCCCCAAGCAUAACAGCUUAAGAUUUGUGGGUUUGUUGCCCCCGCUUGAUGCCCCUCAUCAUUUGCGUAAGCAUGAAUGGGCUGCAUUUCGAGAAGGAGUCACAUUAAGGGAACAGGCUCCAAAUUCUGCAGGAACACUCGUUGAUGUGGGGUUAAGUAAGAAUGUAGUAAUUGAUCAAGUACUUGAACCUGGAGUCAGAGUAACUGUAGCUAUGGGAACCAACCGCAAUUUGGAUAUUGACCUACUACGCCAAGUUGUUUCAUCCUCCAAGCCUAGGGAGGAAGGUAGAAUGUACUGGGGUUAUAAAGUGCGAUAUGCUUCCAAUAUCAGUUCUGUCCUCAAGGACUGCCCGCACAAGGGCAGAUAUGAUCACCUGAUUGGUACCUCCGAGCAUGGUCUGACUUAUAAGUCUUCAGAACUUACUCUACCUUCUUUCAGGCACCUAUUAAUUGCUUUUGGUGGACUUGCUGGGUUGGAAGAGAGUAUUGAAGAAGACAAGAGCUUAAAGGGGAAAAAUGUGCGAGAAAUAUUUGAUUCAUACUUGAACACGUGUCCUCGUCAAGGAAGCAGAACCAUUCGAACAGAGGAAGCUAUCUUUAUAUCGCUUCAGUAUUUUCAAGAGCCAAUCGAUCGUGCAUUGCAGAGAUUUGCUCUGCAAACUUAGUGGCAUAAAGUUGUCAAAGGGGUAAACAUUGAAGACUUUGAGAACCAUGGAACGAAUUUGGUGCUCUCAACUCAUGACCCUGUAGACAGCCUUGCUGAAACUGAUGAAACAGGAUCAUGAAUGAUAGGAGCCGACGAUUUUUUUGGGUUUGGGAUCUGGGAUCUGGGAUCUAUCAACCUGGUUCUGGGAUUACAGCAGUUUUUAAUGUAUGCGUCCGAGAUUUGCAAAUGUCAACUAGUAGGCAUGAAAGUGCUAGUAUGGGUGUAUGAAAGUGUUGUGACUUAUUGAUAUAAAUCUGCUAAUGCAAGGGUGAAAUGCUAUUUGCACUAAUGCAAAACUCGAGAUUGAAU